Molecule: messenger RNA, 698 nt
Organism: Andrographis paniculata
Lineage: Eukaryota; Viridiplantae; Streptophyta; Magnoliopsida; Lamiales; Acanthaceae
Product: non-specific lipid transfer protein GPI-anchored 5-like
Exons: 3
Coding region: 78-578 (166 amino acids)
Biological process (GO): lipid transport
Molecular function (GO): lipid binding
Source: RefSeq, a predicted model, not a curated record
CAACACAAGAAUCCCUCGAUACAUCUACGACCAAGAUUAAAACCCUCGAUCCAACGGCUGUCAUCGAAUUAGGGUUCAUGGAGUUUCCGGCAGCUACGGCGGCGGCAAUUAUUUUACUUCUUAUGGCCGGAGGAGCGGCGCCUCAAUCGGUGAGUCAAUGCGCCAACGUGCUAAUCACGAUGUCGUCGUGUCUCAAUUACGUCGGCGGGAGCGCCGACGCGCCUCCCGCGUCGUGUUGCUCGGCGCUAGCCAACGUCGUGAAUACGCAGCCGCGGUGCCUUUGCUUGAUAGUGAACGGCGACGGCGGAUCGUUGGGCGUCACGAUCAACCGAACCCGCGCGCUCGAUAUGCCUAAAGCGUGUAAUGUUGAGACACCGCCGACCAGUAGAUGCAACGAGGGAGGUGGACCGGCAAUGGCGCCGGCGGGGUCGCCGGAAGGGUCGCCGGAGAAAGGAGGAUCUAAAACAACAUCAAAUGGAAGCACAAGAAGAGUGAUCAAUUAUGGUGUGUUUGCUGCCAACAUCCUUAUUAUUGUCUUCUUCCUUACAACCAAAAUCACACCACCAGCCAUGCCCUGAAUUUAUACAUCUAUAGACAAAUACAUACAUACAUAUAUAUAUAUAUUAUAUCUAUAUUACAUCUUCAACAAUUUCAGACAGACACUUCCUGUAUUGUAACCAUUGUGUGUUGUUUCUAUU